AUGCCACAUAUCGAUAAUAAUAUAAAACUUGAUUUUAAGGAUGUUCUUAUUCGUCCAAAACGCUCAACAUUAAAAAGUCGUGCAGAUGUCGAUCUAACACGUCAAUUUCUAUUUCGCAAUAGUAAAAAGACUUAUGAAGGCAUUCCCAUCAUGGCAUCGAAUAUGGAUACUGUUGGGACAUUUGAAAUGGCUUCACAAUUAUCAAAACUACAAAUAUUUACAACUGUUCAUAAACAUUAUACAGUCGAACAAUGGAAAGAAUUCGCUGAAGGCAAUAAAGAAAUACUUUCUAACGUUGCAAUAUCAACUGGUAUGACAGAAAAUGAUUUUAAAAAAUUACGUGACGUUAUAACCGCAAUACCAGAAAUCGAGUAUAUUUGUGUUGAUGUUGCUAAUGGUUAUUCCGAACAUUUUGUUGAGUUCGUUCGAUACGUCCGAAAGGAGUUUCCUGAUAAAACAAUCAUUGCAGGAAAUGUUGUUACAUGUGAAAUGGUUGAAGAACUUAUUCUAAGUGGAGCUGAUAUUGUUAAAUGUGGUAUCGGACCAGGAAGUGUCUGUACAACACGUUUGAAGACGGGUGUUGGUUAUCCUCAAUUAUCAUGCAUUCUUGAAUGUGCCGAUGCUGCUCAUGGACUUGGCGGCCAUAUUGUUAGCGAUGGUGGUUGUACAAACCCGGGUGAUGUAGCUAAAGCUUUCGGAGCUGGUGCUGAUUUUGUCAUGCUGGGUGGCAUGUUUGCUGGUCAUGAUGAAAGUGGUGCAGGCGAUAUAAUUGAACGUAAUGGGCGUAAAUUUAAACUAUUUUAUGGCAUGUCAUCAAAAACGGCUAUGGAUAAGCAUUCUGGUGGUGUUGCAGAAUAUCGCGCGUCUGAAGGUAAAACAGUUGAAGUGCCCUAUCGAGGAAGUGUUUUAAACACUGCACAAGAUAUAUUAGGCGGAGUACGCAGUUGUUGUACUUAUGUAGGUGCAAGUAAAUUAAAAGAACUAAGUCGUCGUACAACAUUCAUUCGCGUCUCUCAACAAUUAAAUGAAAUUUUUACACCAAAUACAGUGCAACAUUAA
Messenger RNA from Rotaria socialis, 1059 nucleotides. NCBI's taxonomy places the organism in Eukaryota, Metazoa, Rotifera, Eurotatoria, Philodinida, Philodinidae. The record is from the annotation of a GenBank genome assembly.